Messenger RNA from Xyrauchen texanus (razorback sucker), 2475 nucleotides. Its product is annotated as nicastrin-like. Gene Ontology annotation, cellular component: membrane. Bases 72 to 1418 code for a protein of 448 amino acids. The record is from RefSeq and is a predicted model, not a curated record. The transcript has 11 exons. NCBI's taxonomy places the organism in Eukaryota, Metazoa, Chordata, Actinopteri, Cypriniformes, Catostomidae. Gene Ontology annotation, biological process: Notch receptor processing; protein processing.
AAUGCCGAAUAAGGAAAAGCGGAACCGGAAGUAAACACGCGCUGUUGCAGUUUCAUUCUGAAGAUCUUUAAAUGAGGAAGAUGGGAGAUUUAAAAUCAAUAAACUGCGUUAAACUCAUUAUCAUCGCUUUAUUUUACACAUGUGUGAGCUGCAGUUCAGUGGAACAGAAGAUCUAUGUUGAGCUGAACGAUACGGUUCCGUGUGUUCGACUGAUGAACGCCACACAUCAGAUCGGAUGCCAGUCGUCUAUAUCAGGAGACACCGGUGUCCUCCACGUGUUGGAGACAGAAUCAGACCUGGACUGGAUCCUCAGCACUGGAUCACAUCCUCCUUACAUGGUCGUCAUGGAGACGGCCUUCUUCAACAGAUCGGUGAUGUUGAGGAUGAAGAACUCGUCCAGGGUCGCUGGAGUCGCUGUUAUUGUGUCAAACACGGGUCCUGCUGACGGAUUCUCCCCCCACACCACCUGCCCCAACCAGAACACAGGUGUGUAUUCUGCAAGUUACGGCCCUGAACUAGCCAACUGUAACGCCACCGUAUGGAACCCGCUCGGAAACGGACUGUCCUACGAAGACUUUGCUUUCCCUGUGUUUGCUCUGAACGACGAGAAUCAAACUCAGGUUAUCCGACAGUGUUAUGAGCUUCAUAACAAGCGUGUGAACGGCAGCGUUCCUGAGUACCCUCUGUGUGCGAUGCAGCUCUUCUCUCACAUGCACGGCGUGACCGACACAGUGACGUGUAUGAGACGCACAGACCUGCAGAACAGAUUCAGCAUCAACCCAGAGGUUCUGUGUGACCCCUUGAAUGAUUUUAAUGUCUGGGCGUCCACACGGCCCCUCAACAACAGUGCAAAGGGACACGUGGAGAAAGAGAGCGUCGUCAUCGCCGCAACGAGGCUCGACGGCCGCUCAUUUUUCUGGGAGAAGGCUCCAGCGGCCGAGGGAACCGUGUCUGGAAUCGUCACUCUGUUGGCUGCGGUCCAAGCACUUCAUCCUGUUACUCAGGAAGCUCCGCCCCCUCGCAAUAUUUUCUUCACCUUCUUUCAAGGGGAAGCGUUCGAUUACAUCGGCAGCUCAAAGAUGGUCUACGACAUGCAGAAACAGGAGUUUGUUAUCGACAUGAAUAAUGUACACUCCAUGCUGGAAAUUGGACAGGUUGGACUGCACAGUGGGCGUGAACUGUGGCUGCACUCUGACCCCGUAUCCUGUAGCAACCAAAGCAUUGGAGAAGUAGUCAAGGCUCUGGUGAAAAACAUGAGUUCUGUGGCUGCUAGUUUGAACCUCUCAUUGGACGAGCCAUCUGUCAGUCAGCCAUUACCGCCCUCGUCCUUCCAGCGUUUUCUGAGGGCGAGACAGAUCCCCGGCGUUGUGCUGGCAGACCACAAAUCGGCCUUCAACAACAGGUCUGAUCACAACUAAUCAAUGAUUGGGUUCCUUGAUGUUCCAAAGGAGUUGAGCCAGAUCAUGAUUAAUAACUCCUGCUUUCCAAAAAAUAGGGAUGCACUGAUACCGAUACUUUUUCUCUUCCGAUUGCAAUAUCUGAAAUCUCCGUAUCAGCCAAUACCAAUCCCGAUCCGAUAUCAGUAUUGGGCCGGUUGCUAGGGAGGGUAGAGUCACAUGGGGUAACCUUCUCGUGGUGGUGAUUAGUGGUUCUCGCUCUCAUGGGGCGUGUGGCGAGUUGUGUGUGGAUCGGAGAGUAGCAUGAGCUUCCACAUGCUGUAAGUCUCCUUAGCAACCAAAUUGGCCCGGUUGCUAGGGAGGGUAGAGUCACAUGGGGUAACCUCCUCGUGGUGGUGAUUAGUGGUUCUCGCUCUCAUGGGGCGUGUGGUGAGUUGUGUGUGGAUCGUGGAGAGUAGCAUGAGCCUCCACAUGCUGUGAGUCUCCUUAGCAACCAAAUUGGCCCGGUUGCUAGGGAGGGUAGAGUCUCGUGGGGUAACCUCCUCGUGGUGGUGAUUAGUGGUUCUCUCAAUGGGGCGUGUGGUGAGUUGUGUGUGGAUCGUGGAGAGUAGCAUGAGCUUCCACAUGCUGUAAGUCUCCUUAGCAACCAAAUUGGCCCGGUUGCUAGGGAGGGUAGAGUCACAUGGGGUAACCUCCUCGUGGUGGUGAUUAGUGGUUCUCGCUCUCAUGGGGCGUGUGGUGAGUUGUGUGUGGAUCGUGGAGAGUAGCAUGAGCCUCCACAUGCUGUGAGUCUCCUUAGCAACCAAAUUGGCCCGGUUGCUAGGGAGGGUAGCGUCUCGUGGGGUAACCUCCUCAUGGUGGUGAUUAGUGGUUCUCUCAAUGGGGCGUGUGGUGAGUUGUGUGUGGAUCGUGGAGAGUAGCAUGAGUCUCCACAUGCUGUGAGUCUCCUUAGCAACCAAAUUGGCCCGGUUGCUAGGGAGGGUAGAGUCACAUGGGGUAACCUCCUCGUGGUGGUGAUUAGUGGUUCUCUCAAUGGGGCGUGUGGUGAGUUGUGUGUGGAUCGUGGAGAGUAGCAUGA